CGAAAACAGCUUACAAAUAUCCCUUAUUUCAGAGAUCUAAAUGAUACCGCACACACGGAAGCACAACUACCUGACCAUGUCCUUUGGCAACGAGUACAGUGUUGCAUUCUAUCCCACAGAUUUCUGUCAUUUCGAAAGAGCACUGCUCGGUACACUGUCAGAUUAUUGGACGACUUGGGUGCAAGAUGGCUAGCUCUCCUGUCGAGUUAUCACCGUGGGCGACACGUUUUGGCAUUUCUCGAGGGCGUGCUUGGAAAGAUGGAAAUAAACACUCUAUGAUCGCGCCAUAUGACCCUGUACUUCACCCAAAAUAUUAUGUCGCCGGUCGACCCAAAUUCAGCAUGGAUCCAGAUUCUGGAACUUUCAACAAGCCGACCAACGCUGAGCUGGAUCAGCUCUUCCUCAGCGAGCAGUCACAGCAACGCGAGUUGCAAGGUCUGAAGACGCGGCAGCUCGGAUUGCUCAAUGAGCGCCUCUAUCCUGGGAUGGAUUCUGGAGGCCACUCGAGCGGUUCAGGCACAGAUGAAGCACUACAGAAGUUCAUGAACACCGCACUGGUCAUUAAAGAGUCGGAUUGGUUGGAAUGCUUCAGGAAGUAUCGUUGGUUUGGUAUCGAGGAUCUGCUUCGCGAUUCGACACGGUGGACGAAUUGGCAUCCGGAUGAGGGCCAUGUAUGGGACAGUCUGCGUAUGCCCCUAGAGCUGGCCAAUAGGGUUCUGCACCGUUUGUUGGAUGAGAGAACUCCCUGGCUUGACGCAGUGAUGUUUGGAGAAAUUCAGAAAGCAGAAGCUCCAAUGCCAGAGGAUUACUCGGAUGGAGCAAAAGUUGUCCCAUUUCCUGAUGGAGAGGGCAUCGACUGGGACGUACCCAACCUAGGACUCAAGCUUCGCCAUGAUCCUCCAGGUGAAGAUAACCGGCCCUCUGUCGCUGAGUUCCACAAGAGAUUCGAUGAACUGACCAGAUUCAUCAUAUGGACAUUCAUGGACGAGUACGACUACCGCCGGUCGGAACAAGGCUCCGUCAAAGGUAUGCAAGCAGAGUCUCAUGAACCAGUCUUCGACGAGCAAGCUCAGCACUCAACCAUUUUGGUCAGCGUCAGGGCGCUAAGAGGCCUGAACGAUGAGAAACUAACACUGGCUGAAAGAUGCAUGGACUGGCUUGAUCUUGCUGCUACUAUCAUGCACGAGCUCAUGCACGCUGUAUGGGCCCGGAGAGCCUAUCUCGAGGGUCAAGUCUAUAACGACGACAACGGGAGUCAUGAGCCGUAUUUCGAGGGCGACUACCAUAGAGAGCUCGGCAUCUCGUUCAUCCAGUGGGUCUUUGGCGGGAAUCUGAGGGCACUGGAAAUCGAUGACUUUCGAUGGACGGGUGAAUGGUUUGCCGACGCUCCUCUCGGGAUCAUUUUAUAUGAGUUUCCAAAUCCUGCCGACGCCACGACAUACCAAGGGUUACAGGAUCGGGACAUAACCAUCAUCCCCGGUCACAACUAUUAUGUCGACGAGGUCCCUCUGUAUAGGUAUCAUGUCCCUGUGUAUUGGGUUUCCGCUCUGUUCAACGAGGCUUUUUGGACGACAAUAGUGCCACGUAGCGGGAGCCAGGCGUUCAAAUGCCCGAAAUUGUUGUGUUCAGCUGAGACGGUGAUAGGCUCCAUAUUGUCAAUGGAUCCGCAACGAAAACGCUUCUCGUUACGGCGUUAUGGAGAAAACGUGCCGGUUGCUGAGCUGAAGAGCGGCCUGGAGCGAAUCUGUGAUGACGUCUUGAGAAAUGAGCUGGAGUGGGAGCGACAGCGGCCAUGGUACGCAAAAGAAAUGGAGAUAUGGCAGAAGUCCCCUUGGGGGUGGAACUACGGCCGCAAACUUAUUGAUACGUUUCGUUAUUAUCAUAUCAGACGUGAAGCCGCAAAUUGCCAUUAUACUGCUGUCGAUCUGUUGGUUAUUGCGAGAGACCUGAUUUUGACGGAUGCUGAUCGAUAUGGUACCAUAUGGAUAUUUGAGGUCAUUGCGUGGCUGAUGUUGGGUUGUAUGCCAUUUUUCACAGAAAAGAAGGUUUAUGCGGAUCGUAGCCACCACAGAAAUAUGCGCGCAACGCAGGAUGGUGUAAACAGGAUGCCCCGAUGGCCCACUAUGCCAUUAUCUUACACGUGGUGGACUACUCCCCGGGAUGCUCUCGGACAGAUUAGAGGACUUGAUGGCCGUGAGGUCACACAUCCAAACCAAUACCUGGAAAUAGCUUCCCAGAGGUUUACAGAGUUGUGCGGACAUCCUACAGAGCGCAGAUGGUACAAUGCAUUUAACCAUGCGUUACAGCCCUUGCUUGCCGAACGUCCCGGCCAGCCCGUGGAUAGCUGGGGAACUUUCAGGUUUACAGAACCGAACUACGCCCCACCUCCCGAAUGGGUCGCUUUUGACCAGAAUCAGCAGUACAAACAGGUGGCAUAUACCGGGGAUGUGGCGGUCGAUGGUUUCAUGCCAAGUCCGAUAUUUGACGCCGCCGCCAAGCUCCAGCUCACUGCCUCCAAGCGUGCGGGCCGCCGACGGCGUCCGGCUCCGUUGAAGCAUGCGCCUACGCGGUAUUUUACCAUUGCAGAAGUUGCGGACAGGAGGUGGGUUGUAGAACCAGACGAAAUCGUGGGAUGGGAUGUAUAUGACAUCAGUCGACUACUGUUAGCUGUUGAUGCUGAUUUUCAUGAUUUAACUACCUGCACUGAACAAGGCUUUCAACUACUUUCCAGUACGGCAGAUGUUGGCGGGAAAGCGACUUCCAUACGAAACUCAUUGGCGGACUUGACUGCCAAGGGCAAGCUAUUGCAGCGGAUGCAGCUGGCUGAGGUUGCAGAAUGUGAUGGUACCGGGAAAAUGCCCGUAUGGGUCACUUACAUGGAUUCCAUCUUCGAUAUCACUGCAUUCCCAUUCGCCAACACCACACAGAGGGUUAUCAUGUGUAAGAACCCCGGCGGCCCCCUGGAGUUCGACAAGGAACAUAGCAGCGAGACCAAAGCACAUCUUAUUGGCAGGCUGAUGCCCUACCGAUGCGGUCUUCUUAGGUCCGAGCACAGACAUGUGAGCGAAUUCUACGACCUUCAAACUUACACACCAACUUCGUUACGAUAUCAUGAUAACCCCAGCCUCGGAUGUUAUACGGCCAUCGGUUGUUUCGUCUACAACCUUACCGAGUACUGUGACUCACAUCCAGGCGGGUCUAAUAUCUUGCGGGAUGUGGCUGGGCGUGAUGCUACUUCGGUAUUUUUGAGAAACACAGAUUGCCACAGUUUGGAAAUGCUGGAUGACCAGAGCUAUGCACAUCUCAGAGUCGGACGCAUGAUUGACGAAGUCAAGUCCGGCGAUGUACAAGAUCGGGAGAUCUCUCUCCAUAACUAUGUUUUUGAUAUCUCAGACCUGGACAAUAAGGACCCAGCCCUUCAUAAUCUGUUGGCGCCUCUUGUCGGUACAGAUGCGACUGCUUUUCUCACGUCCCACAAGAAGGAUGACGAGCAGAUUGCGAGAGGCUUAGUUUCACUAUAUACCAACUAUCGGCAACUCGUCGUUGCUGAGAUCAACCCUACAAUACACCCUCGGAGUAUCUCAAGGGAGGAGCUGGCCCAGCAUGACGGCCGCAAUAAUACAAGAACAUGGGUCGCUGUAGAUGACGACGUAUACGAUGUUACGCUACUUCUAAGACAUCCACAUUUCUACGGAAAUAAGCAGGGUCUAACGAAACGCCAUGCUGGCAGAGAAGUCACUACUCAACCAAUCAAGCAAUGGCUGGCUACCGAGCAGGGCCAUCGCAUCGUGGGGGUGCUUGAUGACAAGACAACCAUUGGAAAACAUGGAGCUACAAAUGCGGAGGGAUCGGAACAUAAGAAAAGAAGGUUAGAUGCGGCAGGGGUCAGGCGCCCCGUAUCCUGA
Messenger RNA from Truncatella angustata, 3905 nucleotides. RefSeq lists its product as uncharacterized. Gene Ontology annotation, cellular component: membrane; intracellular membrane-bounded organelle. Lineage: Eukaryota; Fungi; Ascomycota; Sordariomycetes; Amphisphaeriales; Sporocadaceae. The record is from RefSeq and is a predicted model, not a curated record. Bases 186 to 3905 code for a protein of 1239 amino acids. The transcript has 6 exons. Gene Ontology annotation, molecular function: heme binding.